CAACAAUCGUGAAAAUGUUCAGAAAAGGGAUUGCGAUUAUCUAAUAGUUAUCUACAAGUGUGCUGUGAGUCAAGUGGGCGUUCCGAAAUUAAAAUCGUCGUCAAGGAGCGUUUGUUUUAUUAAUUUCGGAAGACAACGUCUACAAUGGCAAGUUUAUUAAACGCGGAGCUGCCGAUAAACAAAUACAACAGCAAGAUCAGGAAAUGUUUGCAACGUUUUCUGGAUCCGAAUUUCAAAGUCAGAAAUGAUGUUUACUUGAAUUCACUGUAUUUGAAUAUCACAAAAUUAGAACUCUCUGAAGAAUACCCAUUAGACACCGAUCCCUAUAUAAUAUGGCUGAAGAAGGCGUUGAACGCUUGGAGCUCAGGCUCACACCCUUCUCCCUGCGUUAUCACAUUCUCGUUGAACCUCACCAGCUACCUGUGCAAAAGAGAGCUGACUUUUGUUAAGUUACAGACAUUCCAAUGUCUCGACAAGCUAGUUCUCAUGUUCAGUCUCGACGACAUAUCCAUUUCACAGAAUCUGAAGCACGCUUUCAUUAAAAUUUUGAACGCCUGCUUAGAACACGAGGGUGGGGUGAGAUGGAUCAUGACGACUAAUUUUUGUUGCAACGUGCUGGCGUUCAUCCUGACAAACCAGACCAUUUACAUAACGCGCGAGGGAUACAAAUUUGUGGCUGGGUUGUUGGAGAAAGCAUCGAAAAUUGAUUUAGAAUACUGUGUGAAUUUUAUCGAAAUUAUUUUGUCGCCGCUGAAGGAACAGUAUCAGUUCAAUAGAGAGAAUGAUGAGCAGGUGGCGAUAAUAGACAACGACGCAUUGUUUCGUAAUUUAGAACCAACACUGCUUCUAUUGAGUGGCAUUUUUGAAAUAUUCUUAGAAAAUAUCACUCCAGCAAGUGAUUUUGUUAUUAUUAAAAUGUUUAUGCAAAGAUACGAAAUCGAGGAUGUCAUCUAUAAGUACUUUGUAAUCUCUCAAUGCAAAGAAUUCGCUUUGUGUUUAUCAAAGGUAUUGCUUCCAAUCCCAUUUUUUGUAUUGUCAGAAGAAGUUCUGAGAGCCAGAGAGAUGAACAGUUAUAUUGGAACGAAAUUUUUAAAGAAAUUAUAUAAAGUUUUUACCGAAAGUAUUAACAAAAAUUAUACGGAUAAUAUUCUUCAACUCUGCUACUGGAGCAGCAAGUAUGAGAAAAUUGCUUUUAAAGAUCUGGUAAAGCAAGUAUUAGUAAAACAAGAUAAACCAGAAGAUAUUUUUGAGCAUCAAAUGCUUUUGUUACAAAGUAUUCCAAUAAUCGGAAUAGGGUACAAAUUGAGAGAUGAACAAAAAGAACUCCUUGAACAGGACGAAAUUAGAGGGUUAUUUAUGGACAAGGUCUUUAAAAGGACAACCCAAUCCACUAUGAGGACCAUCUAUAACUGGAGAAAGUAUAAACUCACCGCUCCUAUAUCAUUCGAUGAUGCCACACUAUCCCUAAACUAUCUCUUAAAAUCACGAGUAUUUUAUUCCCGUACACCGGCCAUUAUGGCUUUUCAAUCAAUGAUAUAUUGUUUGAACGAUUUGAUCCACACUCUAAAGGAAAAACCGGAAUUCGUAAUGACGCUAUCUGAAGAGCAAACUUUCCUCGCGACUCUCCUGGAAGCAAUAGCAAUUUAUGUGGCUGAAUACGAAAUCACGUGGCGCGACAGCGUGGAAACAAUCUGCGUGAUGGAUCUGGUCUUUGAGUUACUUAAGUUCCCACAUUGGAGCACCACAGUGGUAGUUAAAGCACUAAAACUGAUCGAGAUCGCAGUUUCCAAGUAUAUGACUCCGAACAUGGUGUUGCUGGUCGAUAUUAAUAAGGACUCGGCAAUAGGCAUGAUCGGAACACUACUCUAUGGGAAGCUGCACGAUCCGACUUGGGAAGUUCGAGACAGCGCUCUAGAAGUUUUACGGACUAUUUCGGAAAAUGCUGUUUCAAAGUUCCCAUCAUUUCAGAAAGUUAUAUUAGAGUCAGAUCUUACAAGCCUUGUGAUUAAGAUGGCGUUAAACGACAGGGAAAGCUUCGUGAGAAUGACUGCAGUCAAAUGUUUGCAGUGCAUGAUAGUGAUUAAUGAUCUGUGGAUUGACAUCAAAGAAGUACAAAAUCUACAUAAUUGCAUGUUAAACUCUAUUAUUUAUGAGACUGAAGCCAUUGUGCGAAAAGAAGUGGUUUGUUUGGUCACUAAGUCAUACGAAAAUCAAUUGUUCCCCGACAAGGUGAUUGAUAGAGUGUAUGAUACAAUGUGCCACGCUUCGUUAUCCGAUCUUCAUUGGGAAGUUAAAGUAAACGCUCUUAGUUUUUGGGAGCAAGUUAUAAAACUUCAUCUACAAAAUCAAGGAAUGAUUGACGGCAUCUUUCCCAAGAUGACGUUUUCCAAAGAAACUAAGAAAAUCGUUACCCUUACGAACGCCGAAAUUCAAAAAAGACUGAAUAAAGUAUUAAAUCAGCUGAAUUGGACCGGAUGUCUUUCAGUUUUGAUUUCGGGUAUUAAGGACGACUGCGAUCUGGAGGUCUCCAAGAAAGCUCUGGCAAUUACGCAGCCGUUCCUAAACCUCUUAAAACAGUAUGAAGUUGACUCUUGCAAUAUCGAAAACAACACACCUCCCAGCCCAUUGCAUAUGAAUUUUAACAAUUCACCAGCCCCAAGUUCAUCCUACAGCGACCACGGAAGCAGAACUGAUGAAUCCAUAGCCAGCCCUUUUUCAGUGAAUUCUCCAUACUUAAGUUCCGUCGAUUCUGGAAUUAAUACGAACAGUCCUGUGUAUGCCCCAGUUCCAGAUUAUUCUGAGGAUAUUGUAGAAGAUAUAUUGAACAAUCGAGACUUAAACUUACUUCAAGGAAUGCUAAAUCCAGAUGAUCGCCCUCCUAAUGGUGUUUUGCCCCUGAAAAAAAGGCGAACGACUACACCAAAAGAAUUUUUGGAGUUCACAAGUCAAGACCUAGAACGUUUGAUUGGCGAAAAACAAAAUUGGAUCAAAUCAAUAGACGACUUCGAUUCGUUGUUGAACGAUAUAUUACGAGAAUAUCAUGAAGAUAAUAUAAAUAACAUGGACUGUUACUAAAUGAACAAGAAUAAGGAAUUUAUUUUUUUAAUCAAAAUUCAAAAUCCACAUUAUUUACUGAAUUUCCAUUAGCUGAUCUAUAAGAUGUUAGUAUUAACCAUAACUAUAAAUGUGAAACAUUUGUACAUUUUUAUUGAUAUUGCAAAAUUUAAUUGUUAUGAAUUUUUGUCUAAUAUAAUUUUUUAAAUUAU
This is a messenger RNA of Aethina tumida (small hive beetle), 3266 nucleotides long. RefSeq lists its product as uncharacterized. Gene Ontology annotation, biological process: cell population proliferation; positive regulation of protein phosphorylation; DNA damage response. The record is from RefSeq and is a predicted model, not a curated record. Gene Ontology annotation, cellular component: nucleus. The transcript has 9 exons. Bases 145 to 3075 code for a protein of 976 amino acids. NCBI's taxonomy places the organism in Eukaryota, Metazoa, Arthropoda, Insecta, Coleoptera, Nitidulidae.